GCUUGACACAUGUAUAUGCCCAUGUCGCUGCAAUAUCGUGGAGCCGCCCUGUCAUUCCAACCCACUGUUUCUGUUCCUUAUGACUGCCACCCACGUCUCGUUCGGUGCUGCAGAUAGCCAGGAAGCCAACCACGAUAUCUAUCGUGGGGACCGCCAGCAUAUCUCUGGCCCAAUGGAUGUCCAUUCAAUACACUCGUCAUUUUCCUCAACGUCCUCAUCUGGUUCGUCCCCGGCAUCAGGUGUAGGCGCUCUAGCGGCCGUGGUCGAGCAUGCUAUCUCCCGCUGGGCACAUAGAUACUUGCCGGCUUCGUUGCCCUCUGGUUCAUCGAUCUCUUUAUACACUCAACGCUCCUCUGCUUAUACUCACUCCCGCCGCCAUGGUUGGCGACGCAAGGGACGACCAGUCUCUCUCGACACGACAAUUGCCUCUGAAUUCGACAUGAGUGCACGUGUCCGGGCCCGACGGGAGUCGCGACGUGUUCCACGGGAAUUUGCUCUGUAUUUACCACCAGAAAUGACCCGUGACAACUCAGCUUUCCCUUCCCUGCAUACCCAACAAGCUGUAUUUCGUGGGAUGUCGCUGCCCCGUAUACUCAGUCGACUCGAGAAGGCACGGAAGAAUGCUGCACAACCUAGGAAGGGCAAGAAGGUCUACUACCCUACCGGUCUUCCUUUGACAAUUGCAGUUCCCUCUGGGCAAUCGGAAGGACCCAGUCGUUCUGUCUCGUUGAUGGACGUUACAGCUGUUCGACCGUCGAAGGGCAAACAGAGGGCGAUGCCAGCUCCUACACCUGUUCCAAAGGAGAAGGCAUCCAAGGCCUGGUGGCUUGACGUUGCAAACCCUAAUUGGGACGACUUGCGCACGAUCGGCAAGUUGCUCCACUUGCAUCCAUUGACGCUUGAGGAUAUUCUCCAACGAGAUAUGCGAGAAAAGCUUGAGUUAUUCCCUAGGCUGGGUUAUCGAUUUAUCGUGUUCCGGGCCACGGACAAUGCUAUCACUCGCGAGCCGUUUGGACGGCAAGGCGAUGAAGGGUUACUUGGGGAAGCAAGCAUAUACUUGGUUGUAUUUCGGGAUGGAAUAUGCACGUUCCAUUUCACCGACAUAUCCGAUCAUAUCGAGCGUAUACGGAACAGAAUAGAGCUACUCGAGGACAAUGUUCACACGACCAGUGACUGGAUUGCUCAUGGCUUGUUGGACUCAGUGGUGAACUCCUUUUUCCCGAUUCUGCGGGAGAUCGAAAAGGAGGUCGCUGCUGUAGAAACUAUCCUAUUUUCUAACGGGGAAUGUGCUAGCAGCCCAUCGGCUGGCAGCUCAACCGCCUCCACUACCACUGUGGAAGAGGAGAAAGUAGAGUUAUCAUCCAUUCCAUGCUCUGAAAAGAUUGAAAUCAUCGCUGGGGAGGGUUCCCGCUUCUCAGCUCCUCGUUUUGCGGUCCCCUUAGCCUCCCGCUACCUGAAGCAAAAAGUUAAUCUUUUCUUGAACAGCGUCUUCUCUACUCCCAAGGCAAAAUUCGUCUCAUCACAGGCUGCUACUACAGCGACCCUCAGGCGUAUUGCACGUACCAGACGACUCGUUACGUCUUUGACUCGAUUACUGGCAUCCAAGUCUGAGGUAUUGUCACGGGUUCGUAAAAGGUACCUCAAUGGUACAACGGUCGUGCAAAGUGAUGACGUGGAAAUUGCUAUGUAUAUGGGUGAUGUCCAUGGUACUUGUUCUGAAUCAAAUUUGGUCUUUCCUAGCUUAUUGUUUCUAGAUCACAUUCUUGCUUUACAGCAAGCUCUCUCUCAUUACGAGCAUAUUCUUAGUCAAUCGCAUCCCAUAUACCUCUCGCAGCUGCGGAUGAAUGUAUCAAAUGCGAGAACAGGUUCUGACAAAGCUAUCCUGAUUCUGUCGCUCGUCAGCUUUGGGGCGAUGGUUCCUGCACCAAUUAUCGGAGCCUUUUCGAUGAAUAUACAUACCCCACGCAAUACUGUUAACAAUCCGAUACCAUCUGGAGAUUAUUAUUGGUUUGGAGUAGUACUUGCGGUAGUCGUUUUUGUGGAGUGCGGCUUUGUAGCUUUAGUACGAUACUGGUGGGUGCGAGCGAAGCGGCAGCGGCAAUCAAAAUUGAUUUAGUGCAAUGGGAU
Molecule: messenger RNA, 2127 nt
Organism: Pisolithus orientalis
Lineage: Eukaryota; Fungi; Basidiomycota; Agaricomycetes; Boletales; Pisolithaceae
Exons: 6
Coding region: 80-2116 (678 amino acids)
Biological process (GO): intracellular magnesium ion homeostasis; magnesium ion transmembrane transport
Cellular component (GO): plasma membrane
Molecular function (GO): magnesium ion transmembrane transporter activity
Source: RefSeq, a predicted model, not a curated record